AUGGAUGAUACACUAUCAAUUGGUGACGAUCAUAUUCAUGAUCAACACGAAUAUCCUAAGGAUUAUGAAGAUUUUGGGUUACGGGAUUAUGAUUCUCUACGUAACGUCGAGUUUCAAAUAUCCAACAACAGCAAUCUAAAUAUAGAUGAGGAUCCAUUAGAACACAUUCAAGAUCCCAUAUAUGACAAUUCUGAAUAUCAUUUCGGUGAUUCUAGUAAUCAUAACCCAGAACAAUCUCAUGCCACACAUGAUUAUGUUUCUCCUGGUGGAUCAUCUUUUUGGAUUCCUGCUGUUUCAGACAACAUCAAACCUAAAAUCAAUUCAAUUUUUGAUUCAUAUACAGCAACAUUAUCAAUGUAUUACAAUUAUGCAUCAUUAGCAAACUUUGAUGUUAGGCUUGGACCAUUUAGAACAACCGAAUCCGGCAUUACAAUACAAUGA
This is a messenger RNA of Lactuca saligna, 441 nucleotides long. NCBI's taxonomy places the organism in Eukaryota, Viridiplantae, Streptophyta, Magnoliopsida, Asterales, Asteraceae. The record is from the annotation of a GenBank genome assembly.